AUGCGAUUUUUUUUGGAUUUUACUUUUUUUUUAAAUAUAUUAACCGUCGUUACAAUUUUCGGAAAAGAGACAUAUAUUCCGGAUGCGUCAUUAAGUGUGGUAAGAAUACAAUAUUAUGCGCAUAUUUAUUAAAAUAUAUGUUUUGAAUAUUGAUACCUAUUAUAAUAGCCAAAAAUAAUUAAACGACAUGGCUAUCCAGCUGAAACACAUAUUGUGGACACGAAAGACGGAUAUCUGUUAGAAGUCCAUAGAAUACCGUAUGGAAAAAAUGCAAAACAGUCGAAAAACUUUCCGGUGCUCUUACAACACGGAAUAGUAGCGAGUUCUGCAGACUGGAUUAUAAACGGUCCUUCAAAAGCACUGGGUAAGCUUCAAUUGAAAUACAUAUAUACACAUUAUCACCAAAAUCCUAUAAUUAAUUGUUAAUUUUCGAGUUAAUGUACACCACGAACUCAAAAUAUAAAAAGAAUAAUAUUCUAGAUCAUGGUACGUUGUCGUUUUUCUAAAAUAUUAUCAAUUUCCAUACAAGCAAGUUAGGAUACAAUAUCUAUAUUUAUGUUUAAAAUAAGUACAACUACGAUUAAAGAUAUCUUAGAAGACUUAAAAUCAUGAAAAUAACGUUAUUUUGCUGUUGUCCGUUCAGACUAAUAGUAGUGAAGCGCGAUAAGAAUUAAGAAUUUAAAAAAAAAAAGUUGGAAUUCAGCAUGUUGUGUACCUAUAUAGAUAUUGAGAUCGGUCUUACCACAUUUCGAAUUUCAGUCAAAAAUUCCUAACAUUUAAUUUGAAAAUUAAAAAAUAACAAACCAAGUUGAAUAAAUCAGUUUGACAAGAUUAAUGUUUCUAUGGCCUUACUGAUCUCGUGAACCUUUCACGCGCUUACCAGAUUCGGUGGGUAUAGAUAAUAUAGAAAAUAUGUAUGUAUAUAUAUAUAUAUUUAUGGAUAGAAGUAUAGAACCACAAUGUAAAGAAUCUACAUCAUGAUUCUACAGGUUCUCUACAUCGUGGAUAAAACUGGACUAUACAAACUAUUAACUUACUAAUUUAUGGAACAUGAAAUAUACUAGUUCUUAAAGUGGUUACAAAUAAUUAAUGUGUACUAUCCACCAUACUAAUAUUAUUUAUUAUUUUGCGUUAAAUGCGUAAUGUAUAACAUAUUAACACGUUCGAUUAUUUACAAAUUAUAUAUCUGAAACUCUGAAAUAAAUAAUGUUGAAAUUAAUAACAAAUCAGAUUGAUAAAAGUGUUGUUUUUUUAUAAACUAGUGUUUGUAACCGCAUAUAACCAUUAUGGUAACUAGUAGACUUUGCUCACAUAUCGUGUGUAAUAGGCAUCAUUAUAGGUAAUUGACAUAGACCGAGGUGUAGAUAAAACGGGGUAGUCCAUAGAGUAAUUACUCUAUGGGAUACUCACUCCGCGCUUCGAUAAGGAUUUUUCUGAGUACGUUUAUAUGAUGGCUGGUUAAUUUCAAACCUUUUCAAAAUUGAUUAAAACGGUUUAGUUUAAUAUCUAUCAUACCCGUUUAUACGUCAGAUAUUCAUAAUGUUAAAUCGGAUUAGUAAACGUUUUGUAAUUCGAUUUAAAUAUUUUUAUUUCUUAGUAGAAAUUCGUUGGGACCAACCGGUGUAAAUUUCCUCUUGAAAAUCAAACCGGUGGGAAUUUGAAAAAUUGUUUGGAAUUAGUUUGACCGCAGAUCAGUGUAACCACGAAUAGGAAAAAUAAGUCUUUAUAAGAAAUUAUUGGUUAUAGAAAAUGUAUUACCCUUUCCUACUCCUCCGGUUUCAACUUCAAAUAAUAAAAAAAUUAUAGUAAAAGAUGUACAUUCAUUUAUUUCUCCUAUGUGGCCCUACUGCUUUUAGGUAGAUUAGGUAGGGUUUACACGAUGCUUAGUAGUAAUCAUUAGUACUUGUUACUCGCACUAAUAAUAUAUGAUAAUCAUUGAUAAUACUAUAUUAAUAGUAUUAUCUUAUAUUAUAAAAUUAAUAAUAAUAGUGAUUAUUAGAAGUUUAUAAUAUAUUAUUAAUUAUUAUUACACACAAAUUAAUUACUAGUGAAAUUUUAAUGUUUUAGACUUAAUAAAAUAAUUAAAUUAAAUUAAAAAUAUUAAUAUUAACAAAACAAUACUUAUAAUUUAUAUCAACACAGUAAAAGAUGCGGUCACACGUUGCGAGUGCAACCGGGAAAAGAGUCGUGUAGGGGGUAGCUACUUGUCGUUAGUAAAAAGAACGGCGUUCUAUUCGCUCGCACUUGCGGUAUUACUAACACUAGCACUGUUCGUACCGGUUUACAAGUGUGGUAUUAGUGCGAGUGACAAGUACCAGGCAUUAGUGUUAUCGGUAAAACGGAAAAUGCAUUAUCUGGUUUCAUAUAAAUUGUUGUAAUAUAAUAUACAAGGAUGGAACAAUUUGUAUUCUUUUUUAAAACGAGUUUGGAGGGGUGUUAAAAAACAGAUGUACGAUAUCUGUGUGCAUCGAUGUUAUUAAAAAUUUGCAAACGUUUUGCUAUAAAUAAACUACAAUUAAUUUUAAAAUUCUUUGAUAGGUAACUGUUAUACUUCGGUGAUAAAGCAUCAAUUAAAAACGCCACACAAAAAAGAUAUUUAUAUAUUUUUUUUUCUAGCUACUUAUAUAACAAAACGCUCCAUCCUAAUAAAUGUAUAAUUAAGGGUAUUUAAAAAAAAAAAAAAGAGCUGAUAUUGGGGACGGGUGUAGUCACUGUAAGUGGGAAGUUGGUAAUAUAGUACACAAAAUUAUUUAAUUUAUAUCUGUAAGCAAAGAUAUUCAUUACUUACAAAAAACAAUUCGCAGCGAAGUUCGAUAAAAAAUAUUUUGAAAUUCCGUAAUUUUUAUGAUUUUCAUCAAAAUUUUAUCUUAUUUAUUAUUUAUUAAUAUGAACAUCCUAAAAGGUAAAACUGCAAGAUAAUAAUAAUUAUAAUGUUAAAAUUAAUUAUUGAAAAUUAAAUCAAUUAAAAGCAUUAAAAAUAUUAAUUUUUACAUACUUAUUUUAAAUUCUAAGUGGAGUGAAGAAUGUAUUGGUUUUAGAAAGAUGUAUAUAUAUUAUUUUUUUUAUGUGAGCACUUUUUUUACUGUAAGCUUAUUCUGAUGUACACCUCUUCUGAAAGGAAAUUUUCUUGUGCUAGUACUUUAGGGAGGUCAUUUUUUGAUUUUCUCAGGACUUUUCUCAUUAAAUGUGAUAAACCGAAAAAAAAAAUGGGAAAAUAUACGAAUAUAUUAGUAAAAUAUUAUGAUUUAUUUUUCUGCGGACAACUUUUCUAUCAGCAACUGUGCUCCGAUUUACAAUGAUAGUCCUUUUUUUGAAAUUAAAUCUGACUGGGAAGAUAUUUUAAGAGGGUCAUUUUUCGAUUUUUCCAACAGUUUUCCCAGCAAAUGUGAAAAACCGGGAAAAUACAUGGGAAAACCAGGAAAAUCAGCACAUGUAUGUUAAAAUAUUUUAUGUUCAUUGGAUGUCUCAUUGCUAUUAUCAUUGCUGUUGUCAUGUAAAAUUUUGACGUGUUAAUGUGCAGCUCAAAUCAUUUAAACACAAAUCAAUCUUUAUUUUUAGAAGUUGAUAUAUAUUUUUUUUUUUUUUAUAAGUUCUCUAAGCCAAGAGCCAAAAAGUUUUAAAUUUUCAUAUGGUAUUUCGGCAUCCGGAUGCCCCCCAAACAUCUGCUGCCCGGGGCAAGUGCUCUUAAAAUCCCCCGUCAAAUAAGGCCCUGGUUACGUUUUACUAGCAGAUAUUGAUUUUAAAAUCAAUAGUAUAACCUAUAUUAAAAUUACUUGGUAUUGUACUAACUAUUACUAGUUUUUGAUUUUGUAUCAUAAACACAGUUGUGUGAAGUGUUUAAUACAACAACAUUUUUACAUAAAGUGCAUGUCUGUCUCUAAAAAAAUGUGCAUUUUAUGUUUACAGUUAUAACAUUAGAUAUUAUAUUUAAUAUUUAAACUAGUAUUAAAAUUUUUAAAUUCAAUUAUAAAAAAUAAAAUUUUAAUACUAAUUUAAUUUAUUAUUCAAAUGAAAACACGAAAAUGACGUUACCAGCACGUCCAAAAAUUAAAUUUAUUCAACUGCGGUAUACGCGGUAAAGUCUUGUUAGACACGAUAAAAAUGUAUAUACCAUGACAAUAUGAGCCAAUCAGAAAAGAGUAUUUCACGCGAAACGAAACGACACUGAGUUAAGGAUUCUUCAUAAUACGAUAGAAGUCUAGCUGCUGAUCAAAAUAUUUUGUUAGCUACACUUUUUUGGGAGUAGAUACAGCGGGAUAGGUACGCUCGGCGACGGAGGACGCAUGGAGAAUGGCCGAUCGGAUUGUAAAAGUAAAACGUAAAAAGUCUAGCUACUGGUCGAAAUAUUUAUUAAAAUAUAAGAAAAUGUCUAGAUGCUGGUAUUUUCGUAAGUGGAUACAGUUGGCGGGUGAGCAGUCUGCCUUACGGCGGAUUGGGUGCAAUAUAACGUGUUUAAUACAGGGGAAAUUAAGAUAAAGGAGUGGUAAUACAAAGGGAUUCGGGGUAAGUCUAGACGCUAAGAAGAUAUGAAGGAAUUCAGACAAUGUCUAGAUCAGUGGUCUUUAACCGUUUUAGACUCAUAGCCCACAUUUUUAGGCACACAUUUUUCGCGACCAACGUAAGAGCGAUCGCACACCUAAAGAGCAAAACUGAGUUUGUAUAUUAACAAAAAAGAAACUAAAAUUAUUUAAUACUUUGUAGUAGUACUUUUAUAACUGAAUAAAUAAAAACUACAUUGUUGACGAAAUAAAUGAAAAUAAACUUUUUAACGGAUACGUAGAUAUGAUUAGAAAAUAACGCGACUAACAUUAGUCUUUAAAUACAACACAGCAACAAUAAUGAUAAUGUUCAUAGAUUUUGGGUCUCCUUAACGAUAACAAUAUAAUAUAUUAAUUGUAUUACUAGCCCGGUUUACUCGGAAAUUAUUAUAUUCAAUGUCAUACUAUGCAGAAUCAUACCAGUAUAUGAAACAUAUACUGUGAUUUGAUAUACUUGAUAUUAUAUUAUAUUAUAGAAUAUAAAUUUUAUAAUAAUGUUGUUUACAUAAUAUAUUACAAUAAUUUUUAAACUGUAUUUUCAUUUGUUAAUUUUCUAAGUUUAAUAACUAAACAAUUAUUUUUAUACCUUAUGUAAUUGUAUAAAUUUAAUUUUUAUUUUAAAAAGUAAACUUAUCAUGGCCCAAAAAUGGGUCGCGACCCACCGGUUAAAGACCACUUGUCUAGAUAUUAGUAUUCUCUGAAUCGUACACAGGCGGUGGGUGCAUUAUAAGUGUAUAACGUAUAGAAUACAAGGGAAAUUGAUAUGAAGGGAUUCGGGAAAUAUCUAGAUGUCAGUAUUUUAUGUUUAAUGAGGAGAAUAGGAACAAUAGGAACAAAUAGGAAAAAUGAUUACACACAAUCGUGUUUUCAUGAUAUCAAUGUAACUUCACUAUAUCGAAUAGGUACACAUUAAUAAGAAAUUCGAUAAAUUCACGUUUUUUUAUCGGUUUUUCAAAUUUGAUGAGAAAACUCUUGAGAAAAUCGAAAAAGCCUAACCUCUCUAAAGUACCUGCCCACAUCGAUUUUCUUUCAGAAAUGGUAAUACACUUAAAAAUCUGAGUAAGUCUUCUGGUAGAAAAGUUGCUCACAGAUAAAAAAAAAAAUAAACUUCUUUUUAAUUUAUUUAAAAAUAAAUGGAUCAAUUUUCCUAAAGUUAUUUUAAUUUAUUUUAUAAUAAUUUUAAAUGUUUAGCAUAUCAACUUGCAGACCAAGGUUAUGAUGUAUGGUUAGGAAAUUCUAGAGGAAACACAUAUUCCCGUACUCAUAUCAAUCGAAGUCCACAAAAUGAAGAAUUUUGGAAUUUUAGGUAAUAUUUAUAAUUUUAACUUGUUAAAUUUUAUUUUAUUACACAUUACACAUUAUUACAGUUUUCAUGAAAUGGGUAUAUAUGAUAUGCCAGCUACUAUAGAUUACAUCUUAGAACGCACUAAUCGAAGUCAACUAAACUACAUUGGCCAUUCAAUGGGCACCUGUAUAUUUUUUGUUAUGUGUUCUGUGCUUCCAGAAUAUAAUUAUAAAAUACGAGUACAAAUUAGUUUGGCACCCGUGGCAUAUAUACAUCACAUGACAUCCACACUAAAUAGUUUAGCACCAUAUGCAAAUCAAAUAGAAGUAUGCAAAAUAUUAUUUUCCUUUUUAUAUAUAUAUACAGGUUGUCCCACGAUCUGUCAUUUGAAAUAACUUUUGUUCUAUUCAAUAUUUUUAAUAUAUAUAUAUAUUUUUUUUAAAUUAGUAUGUCUGCGCUACAGUUAUUACAGUGAUAAAAAAUAUUGAAUAGAACAAAAAUUAUUUAAAAUGACAGAUCGUGGGACAUCUAUAUAAAUAUUUGUCAACAUUUUUUAUUUUAGAAGGCUUCAAAUUGGAUUUCACAUGGAGCCUUUUUACCGCAAAAUGCUGCCAGCAAAUUAGUAAAUAAGUAUUUGUGUGGAGAGGAUGCUAGUAAUUCAUUAUUGUGUAAGAAAUAUAUAGUUUAUAAGUUGUUUGGAGAAGAUUCAGUCCAGUUUGAUAUGGUAAAUCAAUUAAAUCUUAUAAAGUUGCAUGAAUAACAUAUAAAUAAUUUUUUUUCUAGUCAUUACUACCCAUUAUACUAGGUCAUAAUCCAGCUGGAACAUCGGUAAAAACUUUAAUGCAUUUUGCACAAGAAAUAAGAACAAGUAAAGUAUUAAUUAUUUUUGUAUUUUAAGUAGUUAGUAAAUUUGAUUUUUAAAAUGUAUGGUCUUUUUCAGAAAACUUUCAACAAUUUGACCACGGGAAAGAAGAAAACAUUAAGAUUUACAACUGUUCACACCCACCAAAAUACAACCUGAGCAAUGUAAUUGCUCCUGUAGCCUUUUAUUAUGCUCAAAACGAUAUAAUUGCUGAUCCUAAAGUAUAUAAAUUCAUCAUAUUUGUUUUAUUUAUUAUUGAUCUACUUUCUAAAAUGUUUAAUUUGGUUUUGUGUUUAGGAUGUCAUUGAGCUGUAUUCACAUUUACCAAACAGACUAGGUUUAAACCUCAUAGAAUUUGAUCAAUUUAAUCAUGUUGAUUUCCUGUACAGUAAGAAUAUUAUUGAUAUGGUAUACCAAAGUGUUCUAAACACAAUAUCUACCACAGAAUUUGAAGAUUGGGUACCCGUUUUUGAUAAUACAACUAUAUACAAUGCCAUAGACAAUAUCCACUGUAAUGAUAUAGAACUUAGAGAGAGGAACUCGAGAAAAACUAAUAAAGGAUUUUGGAGUAAAUUAACUGGAUAUAUUAAAAAAAAAGAAGUGAGUCCACUAGUAAACAUCAAGGAACAACAUAGCGAAAAAACCGCUGAAUCUAGAAACACAUAUACGAAGGCUUGGAAGGAGCUAUUUAAUGAAUAA
Molecule: messenger RNA, 7384 nt
Organism: Cinara cedri
Lineage: Eukaryota; Metazoa; Arthropoda; Insecta; Hemiptera; Aphididae
Source: the annotation of a GenBank genome assembly